This is a messenger RNA of Cadophora gregata, 904 nucleotides long. RefSeq lists its product as uncharacterized. The record is from RefSeq and is a predicted model, not a curated record. The transcript is spliced from 2 exons. Bases 2 to 367 code for a protein of 121 amino acids. NCBI's taxonomy places the organism in Eukaryota, Fungi, Ascomycota, Leotiomycetes, Helotiales, Ploettnerulaceae.
AAUGCGGUGUGGGAUUAAAGUUUCCGUGCACGACGAGAACAAGAAUGUCAAGUCGGUCAAGUCAAGUCAACAAGGGCAACACAGUAGCUGGAUGGGCAGAUGGAUUGCUGGGAGUCAAAAUGGUUGCGUGAUCGCAGUCGCCGGAUUCAGUGCUCGUCGAUGGUGCUCUGGUCGUCGAAGAUGUUGUUGGAAGACAGGAGUGGUGCAGUGCAGUGCAGUGUGGUGCAGUGCGGUCGAGGGCAGAUCAAAGAGGCAAUCCCUUCAGGCCAAGUGGAGGGCACAGCAAGCAAGCAAGCAAGCAAGCAGUAAGGAGCAAGAUGUGUCCCGGGAUCUCAAACUGACGCCGUCGAGUGCCUGCAGUGCGUAAGCAGCAAUGACUUCCAGCCCUUAUGCAGCAAAUCCAACCUGAAUCGCUCGCUGCUUCUAGGCCUGCUGUCACUCCUCCGGUAGCUGCGCUGGCAUUGGCUUCUUUUCCUUGCACUUGCUUUUGGUGAGCUGCUUCCGUGGCUCAGUGACGAACUUGGUCCACUUUUUUAGACGCAUCUCUACACAUCAGACACGAAACAGACGUGGAGAUCAGUGGGGGUUUUAGAUCUUGAUCUGGGGCUUUAUUCAACAGUACAGUAGAGUUCCAACCAGAUCGCGUGCCAUGGCUUUUCUUCUAGUAGUUUGCAUCGAUUUGGAGAUUCAAUGCAGCGACUACUUGGGGAUCUGGGGGGUAUCUAAAUAAAGAUCGAACGACCUGGAUCGUCUCAGGGGUACCGAGGGGAAGCUUAUGCUCCGAGUCCCGGGAGCGACAUUGAGACCAACACUUUCCUUGCUGUGCUGCGUCUCGGAAUCGUGUUUUCAUAACAUCUCUGGAGAAGAUCUCAGGAGAAGAGCUCAUAGGAUUGUUCAAGAACAU